AUGGCCACCACACUACCCACCACCAACGGCAAGCACGAUGGCGCCAACGGCACCAAUGGAGUUGCCUCAUUCGCCGUCAAGGCUGGUCUCGCUCGCAUGUUGAAGGGCGGUGUCAUCAUGGACGUCGUCAACGCUGAGCAGGCCCGCAUCGCCGAAGACGCCGGUGCCUGCGCCGUCAUGGCUCUCGAGCGUGUCCCCGCCGAUAUUCGCAAGGAUGGUGGUGUUGCCCGCAUGUCCGAUCCCGCCAUGAUCAAGGAGAUCAUGGACACUGUCACUAUCCCUGUCAUGGCCAAGGCCCGUAUCGGUCACAUUGUCGAGUGCCAAAUCCUCGAGGCCAUUGGUGUCGAUUACAUUGAUGAGUCCGAGGUCCUCACCCCCGCCGACCCCAUCUACCACGUUGAAAAGCACGACUACAAGAUCCCCUUCGUCUGUGGAUGCCGCGACCUCGGUGAGGCUCUGCGCCGUAUUGCUGAGGGUGCCGCCAUGAUCCGCACAAAGGGUGAGGCCGGUACUGGAGAUGUCAUUGAGGCUGUUCGCCACAUGCAGACUGUCAACCAGCAGAUUGCCCGCGCUUCCAAGAUGUCUGAGCCUGAGCUCCGCGCUUACGGCCGCGAGCUUGGUGUUCAGUACGAGCUGCUCAAGGAGACCGCCCAGCUUGGACGUCUGCCUGUUGUCAAUUUCGCCGCUGGUGGUAUUGCUACCCCUGCUGAUGCCGCCCUCAUGAUGCAGAUGGGCUGCGACGGUGUCUUUGUCGGCUCUGGUAUCUUCAAGAGCGGUGACCCUGCUAAGCGUGCCAAGGCCAUCGUUCAGGCCGUCACACACUACAACGACCCCAAGGUUCUGGCCGAGGUCAGCAUUGGACUCGGUGAGGCCAUCGUAGGCAUCAACUGCGGUUCCAUGGACUCCAAGGACAAGAUGCAGGGUCGCGGCUGGUAA
Aureobasidium subglaciale EXF-2481 is the source of this 936-nucleotide messenger RNA. RefSeq lists its product as uncharacterized. Gene Ontology annotation, biological process: pyridoxine biosynthetic process; pyridoxal 5'-phosphate biosynthetic process; amino acid metabolic process. The transcript is spliced from 2 exons. NCBI's taxonomy places the organism in Eukaryota, Fungi, Ascomycota, Dothideomycetes, Dothideales, Saccotheciaceae. The record is from RefSeq and is a predicted model, not a curated record. Bases 1 to 936 code for a protein of 311 amino acids. Gene Ontology annotation, molecular function: amine-lyase activity.